AUGAAGUUACGUUCCUUAUUACUUCUGCCUGCUUUGAUAUUUGGGGCAGAUGCCUGGGGAGGCUCUCCAGACCGCUACGGUUACGGAGGGCAUGACGGCCACGGUUACGGAGGGCAUGACGGCCACGGUUACGGAGGACGUCCAGGCCACGAAGACCAUCCAGGUCUGCACUGUGACACUACUCCAGGUGCCUGUUUCCCUCACGGUAAACCCACCAAGGGAUUAAAUGCCAAAUUUUUUGACCAUGAUCUUGGUGAUACCACAAGUAUUUAUGAUGAUUUCUUCUAUGUUUUCAAGUACGCUGAAGUUGAAAAAUUUGGUGAAGUUCAAGGUGUUAAAAGUCCAAAUUUCGAUACUUACAUCCCAUGUAUACCUGCUUCAGGCGGUGAAGAAUUUCAGUGUACAGAUAUCCGUGAGUAUGCUGGUCGCUAUUACUGUGGCAAUGUCUUAUGUCAGAACUCUUUGCGGAAAUCCUACUCGGGGGAGAUAUAUGGCUACAACACAGAUGUCACCAAUAUUGUCGUAGAGCUAACAGGCUACCUUUUGGCUCCUAGUACCGGUGUUUACACGUUCCAAUUCGACCACGUGGAGGACGGUGCGUAUUUCUUAUUAGGACCACAAGCUGCUUGGGAAUGUUGCCAGAGAGAAGGUGGUGAAGUAGAUAAACCAACAGCUAAUCUUUUGGCGACUUCUGAUUGCCCAAAAAGCACAACAUUCUACUUAAAACAAGGUUAUUACUAUCCGCUAAGAGUUGUGUACGUUAAUGCGUUAGCGGCUGGCUCACUCAAGACAAAACUUACACUACCGGGAGGCACUGUUGUUACUAGUUGGGGUGAUUAUAUCUAUUCUUUUGGUGACGAAUUGUGGGUUGAUUUCUGCUCUAAAAAACCGCCAAAGAGAACAAGAACGACCUGCAGUUCAAUUUCUACAAAGAUAUCUUCAUCCGUAUCUCAUCUGACCUCGAUAUCACAUAGUUCAAUUGGAAAAAGCUCAUUAAUUACAAGCAUUUCCAGCCACUCUGUGACUUCAAGCCACACUGGUCCAUCUUCUGGUGCUUCUGGUCACUCUGGUCCAUCGUCUGGUGCUUCCGGCCACACUGGUCCAUCUUCUGGUGCUUCUGGUCACUCCGGUCCAUCAUCUGGUGCUUCUGGUCACUCUGGUCCAUCAUCUGGUGCUUCUGGUCACUCCGGUCCAUCGUCUGGUGCUUCCGGCCACUCCGGUCCAUCUUCUGGUGCUUCUGGUCACUCUGGUCCAUCUUCUGGUGCUUCUGGUCACUCCGGUCCAUCGUCUGGUGCUUCCGGCCACUCUGUGACUUCAAGCCACACUGGUCCAUCUUCUGGUGCCUCUGGUCACUCCGGUCCAUCAUCUGGUGCUUCUGGUCACUCCGGUCCAUCGUCUGGUGCUUCUGGUCACUCUGGUCCAUCAUCUGGUGCUUCCGGCCACUCUGUGACUUCAAGCCACACUGGUCCAUCGUCUGGUGCUUCUGGUCACUCUGGUCCAUCGUCUGGUGCUUCUGGUCACUCUGGUCCAUCAUCUGGUGCUUCUGGUCACUCUGGUCCAUCAUCUGGUGCUUCUGGUCACUCUGGUCCAUCAUCUGGUGCCUCUGGUCACUCUGGUCCAUCAUCUGGUGCCUCUGGUCACUCUGUGACUUCAAGCCACACUGGUCCAUCUUCUGGUGCCUCUGGUCACUCUGGUCCAUCAUCUGGUGCUUCUGGUCACUCCGGUCCAUCGUCUGGUGCUUCCGGCCACUCCGGUCCAUCUUCUGGUGCUUCCGGCCACUCCGGUCCAUCUUCUGGUGCCUCUGGUCACUCUGGUCCAUCAUCUGGUGCUUCCGGCCACUCUGUGACUUCAAGCCACACUGGUCCAUCGUCUGGUGCCUCUGGUCACUCCGGUCCAUCGUCUGGUGCCUCUGGUCACUCUGUGACUUCAAGCCACACUGGUCCAUCUUCUGGUGCCUCUGGUCACUCCGGUCCAUCAUCUGGUGCUUCUGGUCACUCCGGUCCAUCAUCUGGUGCUUCUGGUCACUCUGGUCCAUCAUCUGGUGCCUCUGGUCACUCUGGUCCAUCAUCUGGUGCUUCUGGUCACUCUGGUCCAUCGUCUAGUGCUUCCGGCCACUCCGGUCCAUCUUCUGGUGCUUCUGGUCACUCCGGUCCAUCGUCUGGUGCCUCUGGUUACUCCGGUCCAUCGUCUGGUGCUUCCGGCCACUCCGGUCCAUCUUCUGGUGCUUCCGGCCACUCUGGUCCAUCAUCUGGUGCUUCCGGCCACUCUGUGACUUCAAGCCACACUGGUCCAUCGUCUGGUGCCUCUGGUCACUCUGUGACUUCAAGCCACACUGGUCCAUCUUCUGGUGCCUCUGGUCACUCCGGUCCAUCAUCUGGUGCUUCUGGUCACUCUGGUCCAUCAUCUGGUGCUUCUGGUCACUCCGGUCCAUCGUCUGGUGCUUCCGGCCACUCUGUGACUUCAAGCCACACUGGUCCAUCGUCUGGUGCUUCUGGUCACUCUGGUCCAUCGUCUGGUGCCUCUGGUCACUCCGGUCCAUCUUCUGGUGCUUCCGGCCACUCCGGUCCAUCUUCUGGUGCUUCUGGUCACUCCGGUCCAUCAUCUGGUGCUUCUGGUCACUCUGGUCCAUCAUCUGGUGCUUCUGGUCACUCCGGUCCAUCGUCUGGUGCUUCCGGCCACUCUGUGACUUCAAGCCACACUGGUCCAUCGUCUGGUGCUUCUGGUCACUCUGGUCCAUCGUCUAGUGCUUCCGGCCACUCCGGUCCAUCUUCUGGUGCUUCUGGUCACUCUGGUCCAUCUUCUGGUGCCUCUGGUCACUCUGGUCCAUCAUCUGGUGCUUCCGGCCACUCUGUGACUUCAAGCCACACUGGUCCAUCGUCUGGUGCCUCUGGUCACUCCGGUCCAUCGUCUGGUGCCUCUGGUCACUCCGGUCCAUCGUCUGGUGCUUCCGGCCACUCCGGUCCAUCUUCUGGUGCUUCCGGCCACUCCGGUCCAUCGUCUGGUGCCUCUGGUCACUCUGUGACUUCAAGCCACACUGGUCCAUCGUCUGGUGCUUCCGGCCACUCCGGUCCAUCUUCUGGUCACUCUGGUCACUCUGGUCCAUCUUCUGGUGCUUCCGGCCACUCCGGUCCAUCUUCUGGUGCUUCUGGUCACUCUGGUCCAUCUUCUGGUGCCUCUGGUCACUCUGGUCCAUCAUCUGGUGCUUCCGGCCACUCUGUGACUUCAAGCCACACUGGUCCAUCGUCUGGUGCCUCUGGUCACUCUGUGACUUCAAGCCACACUGGUCCAUCUUCUGGUGCCUCUGGUCACUCCGGUCCAUCGUCUGGUGCUUCCGGCCACUCCGGUCCAUCUUCUGGUGCUUCCGGCAACUCCGGUCCAUCUUCUGGUGCCUCUGGUCACUCUGGUCCAUCAUCUGGUGCUUCUGGUCACUCCGGUCCAUCGUCUGGUGCUUCCGGCCACUCCGGUCCAUCUUCUGGUGCUUCUGGUCACUCUGGUCCAUCAUCUGGUGCCUCUGGUCACUCUGGUCCAUCAUCUGGUGCUUCUGGUCACUCCGGUCCAUCGUCUGGUGCUUCCGGCCACUCUGUGACUUCAAGCCACACUGGUCCAUCGUCUGGUGCUUCCGGCCACUCCGGUCCAUCAUCUGGUGCUUCUGGUCACUCUGGUCCAUCAUCUGGUGCUUCUGGUCACUCCGGUCCAUCGUCUGGUGCUUCCGGCCACUCCGGUCCAUCUUCUGGUGCUUCUGGUCACACUGGUCCAUCUUCUGGUGCCUCUGGUCACUCCGGUCCAUCAUCUGGUGCUUCCGGCCACUCUGUGACUUCAAGCCACACUGGUCCAUCUUCUGGUGCUUCUGGUCACUCCGGUCCAUCAUCUGGUGCCUCUGGUCACUCUGUUCCAUCAUCUGGUGCUUCUGGUCACUCCGGUCCAUCAUCUGGUGCUUCCGGCCACUCCGGUCCAUCUUCUGGUGCUUCCGGCCACUAUGGUACCUCUAGUCACACUGGUCCAUCUUCUGGUGCUUCUGGUCACUCCGGUCCAUCGUCUGGUGCCUCUGGUCACUCUGUGACUUCAAGCCACACUGGUCCAUCGUCUGGUGCUUCCGGCCACUCCGGUCCAUCUUCUGGUGCCUCUGGUCACUCUGGUCCAUCAUCUGGUGCUUCUGGUCACUCCGGUCCAUCUUCUGGUGCUUCCGGCCACUCCGGUCCAUCUUCUGGUGCUUCUGGUCACUCUGGUCCAUCUUCUGGUGCCUCUGGUCACUCUGGUCCAUCAUCUGGUGCUUCUGGUCACUCCGGUCCAUCGUCUGGUGCUUCCGGCCACUCCGGUCCAUCUUCUGGUGCUUCUGGUCACUCCGGUCCAUCAUCUGGUGCUUCUGGUCACUCCGGUCCAUCGUCUGGUGCUUCCGGCCACUCCGGUCCAUCUUCUGGUGCUUCUGGUCACUCCGGUCCAUCAUCUGGUGCUUCUGGUCACUCUGGUCCAUCUUCUGGUGCUUCCGGCCACUCUGUGACUUCAAGCCACACUGGUCCAUCGUCUGGUGCUUCUGGUCACUCUGGUCCAUCGUCUAGUGCUUCCGGCCACUCCGGUCCAUCUUCUGGUGCUUCUGGUCACUCCGGUCCAUCAUCUGGUGCUUCUGGUCACUCCGGUCCAUCAUCUGGUGCUUCUGGUCACUCUGGUCCAUCAUCUGGUGCCUCUGGUCACUCCGGUCCAUCGUCUGGUGCUUCCGGCCACUCUGUGACUUCAAGCCACACUGGUCCAUCGUCUGGUGCCUCUGGUCACUCUGUGACUUCAAGCCACACUGGUCCAUCAUCUGGUGCUUCUGGUCACUCCGGUCCAUCAUCUGGUGCUUCCGGCCACUCUGUGACUUCAAGCCACACUGGUCCAUCGUCUGGUGCCUCUGGUUACUCCGGUCCAUCGUCUGGUGCCUCUGGUUACUCCGGUCCAUCUUCUGGUGCUUCCGGCAACUCCGGUCCAUCUUCUGGUGCCUCUGGUCACUCUGGUCCAUCAUCUGGUGCCUCUGGUCACUCUGUGACUUCAAGCCACACUGGUCCAUCGUCUGGUGCCUCUGGUCACUCCGGUCCAUCAUCUGGUGCUUCUGGUCACUCCGGUCCAUCGUCUGGUGCUUCCGGCCACUCUGUGACUUCAAGCCACACUGGUCCAUCAUCUGGUGCUUCUGGUCACUCCGGUCCAUCAUCUGGUGCUUCUGGUCACACUGGUCCAUCUUCUGGUGCCUCUGGUCACUCUGGUCCAUCAUCUGGUGCUUCCGGCCACUCUGUGACUUCAAGCCACACUGGUCCAUCGUCUGGUGCCUCUGGUUACUCUGAAAGAAGCAGUUCCUCUCGUUCUACCGCUCCGUCCAGAUCCAAGUCUUGGAGUAGAUCUACGUCAACCUUAACCGGUAGCAUAUCAGGUUCUUCACGCCGGUCGAUUUCGUCGACCUCAGGCUCUUCAAACACUGGACCAAGUUCUUCUUUUGGAAGUGGGACGAUAUCUUCCAGGUCCAGUACCCCUACUGUGGUUCCAUCCUCGAGCGUUUCUAUUGUUACAUCAGUUUCUACCACAGUUUCUACUUCUGUUUCUAUUGUCGUGGUUUGCGCCUGCUCAUACACUGAUCCAAGUGGCCAUGUCUUACCAUUCCACACAACCCUCCCAUUGAACCCUCGCAGGACAGCUUAUUAA
This is a messenger RNA of Huiozyma naganishii CBS 8797, 5667 nucleotides long. RefSeq lists its product as uncharacterized. NCBI's taxonomy places the organism in Eukaryota, Fungi, Ascomycota, Saccharomycetes, Saccharomycetales, Saccharomycetaceae. The transcript has a single exon. The record is from RefSeq and is a predicted model, not a curated record. The coding region runs from base 1 to 5667 and encodes 1888 amino acids.